GCGGAGUCACGAGGUAGGUGCGGCUUGCUAGGUGGAGCUGGUACUGGUUCGUGUGGACGUUGAGGAAAAUCUCUCUCGUACAGCCACCCAAACAUCGGCCGAACAGCGAUUUAGACGAGUGAAAAGUGAAGCGAAGGAGUUCAACACAGCUAAGUAUUUCUCUAGUAGGACACAGGGCAACGAAUUCCAUCGAAUACGUGUUUAUAUAACCCGUUUUCCCGGUGUUCGCGGUAGGGAGCAGCCUGUUCUUGCCACGGUGUCUUGUGGUCGUCAGUGACGCCGGUUGCCUCAAAUUACUGAGCGGUUUAUCGUGGUGUCAUGCGGUCAUUCUCGUGUAAUGUACGAAAAUUGUAAGUCAAGCUCAGAGUUUUGGUGCACGCUCAUUUAGCCGCAUUUACAUCAAUCGGAAAAACAAGUUAUACAACAAACCGGGCGUCCGCUCAUCAGCGACACAGGUCCUAAAGCCCGCCGGAUUAGCUGUCACGUUAUCAGCGAGCGCGCGCUGCCUCCUGCCCAAAUGGUUCAGCGACCAGCGGUCUGCAGGUUCUUCGACACUAUGGAAAACGUUCUGCUGGAGCAAGGUUAAUUAGCAGAGUCGGACCCUAUCUCUGAAGUCAAAGGACUGUAUCCGAAGGACAUUGUCUCACACGGUUUGGAUCAUCUUGUGGCCUUGCGUUCCUGUUUUUUGUUUUUGUUUUUAAACUGUUUUCAUUGCUGGACAUAUCUUCAGAAAAAACACGCGCUGUAACUGCCAUCGAGUCGGACUUGUGAAGAGUGAGCACUAAAAGACUGCAGAACUCAUUCAAAAAGGAAGAAAGGACUCGUCCAGUUGAGUAAUGGUCAUUAAUACGAUCCACUGGUUCAGGAAGGGCUUGCGGCUCCACGACAACCCGUCGCUCAAGGAAUCUCUGCUGGGAGCGGACACCGUCCGCUGCGUGUACAUCCUCGACCCCUGGUUCGCCGGAUCUUCCAACGUUGGGAUCAACAGGUGGAGGUUCUUACUGCAGAGUCUUGAGGACUUGGACUCCAGCCUCCGCAAGCUCAACUCGCGUCUGUUUGUGAUCCGAGGCCAACCCACCGAUGUGUUCCCCAGACUCUUCAAGGAGUGGAUGAUCACCCGUCUGUCCUACGAGUACGACUCCGAGCCCUUUGGAAAGGAGCGAGAUGCCGCCAUCAGGAAGCUGGCCUCCGAGGCUGGAGUGGAGGUGACAGUCCGCAUCUCCCACACGCUCUACGACCUGGACAAGAUCAUAGAGCUGAACGGGGGCCAGUCUCCCCUGACCUACAAACGGUUCCAGACUCUCAUCAGCCGCAUGGACGCGGUGGAGGUGCCCGCUGAGGCCAUCACCGCCGAGGUCAUGGGGAAGUGCACCACGCCGCUGUCCGACGACCACGACGACAAGUUCGGGGUCCCCUCCCUGGAGGAGCUGGGUUUCGACACUGAGGGACUGUCUUCAGCUGUGUGGCCCGGAGGAGAAACCGAGGCCCUCACGCGCCUGGAGAGGCAUUUGGAGAGGAAGGUGAAGAAGAACAGCUCCCCCCCGCUGUCGCUCUACGGCCAGCUGCUGUGGCGCGAGUUCUUCUACACGGCGGCCACCAACAACCCAUGCUUCGACAAGAUGGAGAGCAACCCCAUCUGCGUUCAGAUCCCCUGGGACCGCAACCCCGAGGCCCUGGCCAAGUGGGCGGAGGGCCGGACCGGCUUCCCCUGGAUCGACGCCAUCAUGACUCAGCUGAGGCAGGAGGGAUGGAUCCACCACCUGGCCAGGCACGCCGUGGCCUGCUUCCUGACCAGAGGAGACCUGUGGAUCAGCUGGGAGGAGGGCAUGAAGGUGUUCGAGGAGCUGCUGCUGGACGCAGACUGGAGCGUGAACGCGGGCAGCUGGAUGUGGCUCUCCUGCAGCUCUUUCUUCCAGCAGUUCUUCCAUUGCUACUGCCCCGUUAGCUUCGGCCGGCGGACGGACCCCAACGGAGACUACAUACGGCGCUACCUGCCCAUCCUGCGGGGCUUUCCGGCCAAAUACAUCUACGACCCCUGGAACGCGCCGGAGGCCGUGCAGAAAGCGGCGAGGUGCAUCGUGGGCGUCCAUUACCCGAAGCCCAUGGUGAACCACGCCGAGGCCAGCCGCCUCAACAUCGAGCGGAUGAAGCAGAUCUACCAGCAGCUGUCCUGCUACCGGGGCCUCGGUAAGGGCGCCGGCACGUCCUCACUCCCAUCGCCAACACACAAAGCACAACAGGGACUAAACGCCUUGUCUGCUCUGCCCUCUGCAGGCCUUUUGGCUUCAGUUCCAUCCAACUCCAACGGCAACGGCAACGAGGCCUCCACAGACGGGAUGGGAUUCCCCGUGGAAGCUUCCCACGAGGCCGCAGCUCCAUCUGCCUAUCAGAUGCCGGUUCACUCCCAGGGAGACUGGCAGAGCGGCGUCAUGAUGUACAUGCAGAGCGAUCCACAAACCAACAUGGGCGCACUCCAGCAGGGUUACUCCAAUAGCAGUAUGAUGUGUUACGCCCAAAGCGCCCAGCAGAUCCCCGGUCUGACGGUUCAGAAUGGAUCUGAGCAUCACCCCACCAUGAGGACUCUGGGCAUGGCAGAGGCUCCAAAAUCCAAAGGCAGAACAGGCACUAAAGGGCGGUUCCAGCAGAUCUGCCGUCACAGCCAAAAGAAAACACGUAAGACUCAGAGGAUGCAGCAGCACCACAGCGAUGCAUGAACGCACCUUCAGGAUAAGCCUCCUGACCCCUUCAUUUAACACAUUCACACAUCUGUCGAGUGCACAAACUGUUUUGUCACGACGAGGACUGCGAGGCCCGGCCGGUGCUGACCGGACCGGAGGGGCCGCUCUCACUGCUGGGACUAACGCGUCCGGUGUACAUAAUGACUUUGCUAAUCGCGGCUCACAUACAACUUGUACAUAUUUGGAUAUCGUAUGUGUGCUCUCUUUCUUUGUGUAGCCAUAGACCCAUUGAUAUAUAUUUUUGAUAUGAGAAAUUAUUAUGGAUGGAUCUUCUUUUGGCAGAUAUUCAAUAAAUAAAAUGAAAAACAAAUACAAAAAUCUAAAAAUCAUAACAAAAACAACUAAUGAGAAAAGCUUCUUUCUCAUCCAGAAACCUGCCCUCUCUCUCUCUCUUCCCCCCCCCCGCCGAGUUUGUUCUAUCUGGAGCCAUUUUUUGUGGAUAUCUAUAAAAACACAAGUGUUAAGAUUGUUUCUCUGUCUCGGUACUUGUGGACUUGUCUCAUUCCAUCCAACUACUCCCAUCAUGCUGUUUGCCCGUGUCAGUAGAAGUGAGAAAGAUUCAGAUCCCCCCCUUCACCCCCCCCGCCCACCCGUACCGUCCCCAGUAAAUACAUGUACUGCUUCACAUGCAUAUUGUUCCUUAC
This is a messenger RNA of Menidia menidia (Atlantic silverside), 3382 nucleotides long. NCBI's taxonomy places the organism in Eukaryota, Metazoa, Chordata, Actinopteri, Atheriniformes, Atherinopsidae. The record is from the annotation of a GenBank genome assembly.